Syzygium oleosum is the source of this 2002-nucleotide messenger RNA. RefSeq names its product pectinesterase-like. Gene Ontology annotation, molecular function: pectinesterase inhibitor activity; pectinesterase activity. Gene Ontology annotation, biological process: cell wall modification. The transcript is spliced from 3 exons. Bases 128 to 1846 code for a protein of 572 amino acids. NCBI's taxonomy places the organism in Eukaryota, Viridiplantae, Streptophyta, Magnoliopsida, Myrtales, Myrtaceae. The record is from RefSeq and is a predicted model, not a curated record.
GCCGUGAAUUCCUUACGGACAACUUGAGAGCCCCCAUGUAUAAAGUUGUUCCUCUUUGGUCGCCAUUGUCAAACCAGUAACAGUCUCUCACACUCGAACCAGAAAACUGAGACUUACUCUUUCAACCAUGUACAGUCUCCGGACACACCUCCUCCCAACUCUGCUACCCACCUCCCUCCUCCUCCUCCUCCUCCUCCUCUUCCUCCCCCUCGACCUCCUCACCACCACCACCACCACCAUCAAAACCCCACAAGCCGCCCCGCAUUCCCACGUGCGCCGCCACCUCCAGGUCGCUCACUCCACUUGCCAAGGCACCCUCUACCCGGACCUCUGCGUCUCCACCCUCGCCUCCUUCCCCGACCUCGCCUCCAAGUCCGUCCCGGAGAUCAUCUCCUCCACCGUCAACCUCACCGCCGCCCAGGCCCGGGCCGCCUCCUCCAGCUGCUCCGACCUCCGGUGGCGCCUCGCCGCCAAGCUCGGCCCCCUCGAGCGCCGCGCCCUCGACGACUGCCUCGAGCUCCUCGCCGACACCGUCGGCGAGUUCAGGAAGGCCAUCUCCGACCUCUCCUGCAAGAAUGGCCCAACCGCCCCGGCGGCGCACUUCCACGACCUCCAGACGCUCCUCAGCGGCGCCAUGACGAACCAGUAUACGUGCCUCGACGGCUUUGCGUACAGCAAGCAGAACGUCCGGCACGCCAUCGAGAGGAGCCUCGUCAACAUCUCCCACCACGUCAGCAACUCUCUGGUCAUGCUCAAGAAGCUGCCCGGCGUGAAGGGGAGGCCGUCCGGCUCGCCGGUUGCGGAGGUCUUCCCGGAGUACGGCAGGAUGAGGGACGGGUUUCCUUCGUGGGUGUCGCCCAAGGAUAGGAGGUUGUUGCAGGCUCCGGUGAGCGCGAUAAAGUACAAUGUGACCGUGGCGCAGGAUGGGACGGGAAACUUCACCACCGUCAGUGCGGCGGUGGCCGCCGCUCCAAAUGCCAGCACCACCAGGUUUGUGAUAUACAUAAAGGCGGGGGCCUACUUCGAGAAUGUGGAGGUGGAUAGUAAGAAGCCGAUGAUAAUGUUCUUGGGGGACGGCAUCGGGAAGACGUGGAUCAAGGGCAACCGUAGCGUCGUCGACGGCUGGACCACCUUCCGAUCUGCCACCGUUGCCGCGGUCGGGAGUGGAUUCAUAGCGAAGGGCAUAUCCUUCGAGAACUAUGCCGGUCCGAGCAAGCACCAGGCCGUGGCCUUUCGGAGCGGCUCCGACCUCUCCGCCUUUUACGGUUGCAGCUUCAUUGGCUACCAAGACACACUUUAUGUCCACUCCCUUCGCCAGUUCUAUCGCGAGUGCGACAUCUAUGGCACGAUCGACUUCAUCUUCGGGAACGCGGCCGUGGUCUUCCAGAAUUGCAGCUUGUAUGCACGCAAGCCGAAUGACAACCAGCAGAACAUAUUUACGGCUCAGGGGAGGGAGGACCCCAACCAAAACACGGGGAUCUCGAUCCUUCACUGCAAGGUCGCGGCCGCGGCGGACCUGAUCGCUGUGAAGUCCUCAUUCAAAACGUACCUUGGUCGCCCAUGGAAGGAGUACUCUAGGACGGUCUAUAUGCUGUCGAACAUCGAAGACUUGGUGGACCCUGCCGGGUGGUUGGAGUGGAAUGGGACAUUCGCGUUGAGCACGUUGUACUACGGGGAAUACAUGAACCGAGGGUUGGGUUCAAACACGAGUGCCAGAGUGACAUGGCCUGGUUAUAGAGUCAUUACCAAUGUCACGGAGGCCACUCAGUUCACGGUCGCGCCCUUUAUACAAGGAAAUGACUGGCUCAAUGGUACUACCAUUCCUUAUUAUCCCGGUUUGAAUUGAGAGCCAUAGUAAUUCUUGGACGCAUCGACGUGUCAAUUUAUUUUCAUUAUCUGCUCUCGAAAGGUAUGCAGAUAAGGAAAUUCGCAGAGAUGCUGUGCCCACGGAAAAGGUUCCGUGUCAAUUUGAAAUUCAAUAAAAGAUCAAAUUCACUGAGCA